UAAAUAAAUAAUACGGCAGUCGUCACUAGUUUCGCUAGAAAAUGUUAAUCGCGACAAUUUAAAAAUAGCACGUGAUCCAACAUUUGAUCGAUGUCUGUCUGAUGUCGAUGAUCUCUUUGGAGAUCAUCUGUUUUGGGACUUGGUUCGCGUAGGAAAAAUUAACCUAGCGGACGAGGAAAUUCAAUUACAUAACACAGAAGUAAGCUGGAUCAUCAUGAGCGAAACGGUAGGAAAUAGCACUACUUGAUCAUAUUAAAACCUUUAGGAACAUAGAGGAACGCUCUUCGACGAGAAUUCUUUAUACAGAAGAACACGCGCGCAGAACACCCUACAUAGUACAUACCAUACGCGAUUUAACUGGCAGGCAAGUGUACAAUCAUGAAUCUAUUUGUUAGACAAUCGCAUAAAUUGACACUUCAUCCUACCUCGCGCACCACUCAUAGGUGGACUAUAGGAAGCUACCGCUAAGUCACUCAAACACAUCGUGAUUCUCAUGGUAGGAAACACAUUAUUCGCAUAUCAAGAAUUAUCCACUAACGUGAUAGAAAUUGAGGCGAGUUUGAAGUUCAGACCAUUGAUCCCAUUAUUGUCGGAUCCCAAUGACCUCAGUCCGUUGACACGUCAUUUCCUAAAACGUGACUCAUUAACAAGUACUCCAGAGUGCAAUCUUACAACAUUAAAAACAGGACGAUUGUCCGCGUGGCAAAAAAUAAAACUACCGAGACAACACUGGUGGAGCAUAUGGAAUAAAGAAUAUCUCAAUCAACAUCAGCAUGGCGCAACAAAAUCCAAGGAAAGCAUGAUGGUCAUAUCAAGGUUUAUACCACGUGUGUUGAGAGGACCCGUCGAGUGCUUAGGAUGCGAAUUAUUCUCUCGACGCAGUCCGAAUUGUAAACCUUAUGUAGUGUGGGAAAUUCCAACUUCCCAAAAAAUAGAUGUGCCGUCCGUACUGCAAACUGAGGAAUCCAAAAUCCUGAGCAAUGUGAUUUCUAAUUAUUUAUCUGCUCUUUAUUUUCUAUUCUUUCGUUCUUGAUCACUUGUUUUUUCAUCUUUGUUA
Molecule: messenger RNA, 1057 nt
Organism: Bombus impatiens (common eastern bumble bee)
Lineage: Eukaryota; Metazoa; Arthropoda; Insecta; Hymenoptera; Apidae
Exons: 2
Coding region: 494-1033 (179 amino acids)
Source: RefSeq, a predicted model, not a curated record